CCGCGAUGCCAUCGAUGCCAGUCAUUAUCCCGUUUUCCAUCAGGUCGAGGGUGUGCGUUUGUUGGACGCUGCCGGUGUAAAUGCGCGGUGGGCCGGAUCGCUCAGGGAUACGCCCAUUCAAUUGUUUGAAGCGGGCACUGAAAAGCCCCAUAAACAAGCCGGGCACACUGUAGAUGCCACCCAACUCUUGGAAUGGGAACUCAAAGACUGUCUCUUGGGACUCAUCCGCGAUCUAUUCGGAUCAGACCUCCAAUACCGGUGGGUUGAUGCCUACUUUCCGUUCACUCAUCCAUCAUGGGAACUCGAAAUUCAGUACCAAGGCCAAUGGAUGGAAAUGCUCGGUUGCGGCAUCAUGCGACAAGAACUCCUUCAUCAAGGCGGCGUACCCGAAAAGAUAGGCUGGGCUUUUGGCCUCGGUCUCGAACGAUUAGCCAUGAAACUCUACGAGAUCCCUGACAUUCGAAUCUUUUGGAGCCAAGAUUCGGGUUUCUUAUCCCAAUUUCAAACCGACGACAUUGACCAAGUGAUUAAAUACAAGGCUGUGAGCAAGUAUCCCCAAUGCAUCAACGAUAUAAGUUUUUGGUUGCCCCAAGAAGGGUCCGAAUAUUCUUCCAAUGACUUUUUCGACUUGGUGCGCUCCAUUGGCGGAGAUCUGGUCGAACAAGUUGUCCUGGUGGACUCAUUUUACCACGAGAAGAAGCAAAAACAUAGUCAUUGCUACCGAAUAGUGUAUCGAAGCACGGAAAAGACACUGACACAAGAAGAAGCCAACGAAAUCCACAAACACAUUGAGAACCAGGCCACCAGUCGACUGAAAGUGCAAAUUCGUUGAGUGCUCAAAUAAAGGUUAUUUUGUUGGAUUUAUUAUGUUCGUGCUGGAAAAAAAAUUAAUAAAGAUAAGAAGGUUCAUUCCUCUUAUACUGCACAUUGCAAAUA
This is a messenger RNA of Tigriopus californicus, 936 nucleotides long. RefSeq names its product probable phenylalanine--tRNA ligase, mitochondrial (gene PheRS-m). The record is from RefSeq and is a predicted model, not a curated record. Gene Ontology annotation, molecular function: tRNA binding; ATP binding; phenylalanine-tRNA ligase activity. Gene Ontology annotation, cellular component: cytoplasm; mitochondrion. Gene Ontology annotation, biological process: phenylalanyl-tRNA aminoacylation. Lineage: Eukaryota; Metazoa; Arthropoda; Copepoda; Harpacticoida; Harpacticidae.